AGCAUCAUCCGGAGCGAGAGCACUUACAAUGAAAAAUCGUGGACGUGUAAGGGUAGGUCGAACCCUUUUUUUUCUGUUUAAGAAGACACGCGUGGUUACUAGUGCUAAGAGUGAUAGAAAUUAGGCAGCCAACUGAUUGCGCCGGCUUGGCGCUUCCGCGCCUUCAUUCCAGAAGGUCAUGACUAGUAGUAAAACCUGACAGCCUUGUUUGUCUAUAAAUCUGGUCAGGAAUUCUUCUCGCAAGUGUGCGUUGGCAAGUGCGUAUUAAACAAUCGGGUCAAGACAUGUUCAUCAUUCUUGACAUUGUAAAGCCCACACACAACGCCAUCCAGGCACCAGAGUCAAUAUGUCUCACAUACAAUCUUGACAUUCUUUGGGUUUUGUAGUACAACAUAUAAGCUUGGCCAUAGUCUUCUCAGCUAUCAAUAUCAACAUCUCCGACUUUCAUAAACUUCAGUGUUGUACCAUAGUCGCGCCACCGAAUCUACCCUCAAAAAUGUCUGACAGUGAUUCCUCCAGUAUUGAGGAAGCCGUUGUUGGUAUUGUAUUAACUGCUACUUCAGCACCCAAUUAUUCCUUGGCAGUGAAGUCUGGCCAAUCCGCAAAAGCUGACAGAGAAGCAAAAAAGGUAGCAAAGGAACAAGAAGCUAAGAAAGCAGAAGAAGCCAAGAAAGCAGAAGAAGCCAAGAAAGCAGAAGAAGCCAAGAAAGCAGAAGAAGCCAAGAAAGCAGAAGAAGCCAAGAAAGCAGAGGAGGCUAAGAAAGGGGAGGAGAUCAAGAAAGAGGGCACCGACAAAUAGUGGACUGCUCAAUGGCAAGUGUAAUGGCCAC
Messenger RNA from Pseudovirgaria hyperparasitica, 830 nucleotides. RefSeq lists its product as uncharacterized. The coding region runs from base 497 to 799 and encodes 100 amino acids. The transcript has a single exon. The record is from RefSeq and is a predicted model, not a curated record. NCBI's taxonomy places the organism in Eukaryota, Fungi, Ascomycota, Dothideomycetes, Acrospermales, Acrospermaceae.